AUGACAUGUAAGGAAAAUGAGAUAUACCGUCACACGGCGGAUGGGUACCAAGAGACUUGCCUUGACGCAAAAGAUACGCCCGAGUAUAUCAGUGAACUACCAGUGGCUGAUACAUGUGUAUGUAAAGAGGGAUACGUUCUAGAUGAUAAAGCGUGUGUUGAGCCCAAAGAUUGUGGAUGUUCGUUUAAUGAGAAAUAUUUCAAGAUAGGUGAUGUGUUCGUAACGGACGACUGUACAAAGAAGUACAUGUGUCAACGAAACGGAACAGAGUCGGCGACGAUGACACUUCAGAACGAAAGUGAUGGUUGUGGAAAUAACGCAGUGUGUGUAACAAAGGAACGCACGAAACAGUGUGAUUGUCUUCCUGGUUAUCAGAGAAACGGAAAACAUUGUGAAAAAUCCACGGAAGAAGGCUGUAGAAAGAAUGAGGAAAGAGUGAAAGGGAAAUGUGUUUGUCAAGAAGGAUUUCAACUUGACAAAAAAGGAAAAUGUACAGAAAAGAAGCCAGCUUAUGUGUGUCCCAGUGGUGCCAUGGAAAAUACUAUUAUAUGUAGUGAAGGAACCUGUGCUAUUGGAGACGGAUAUACAAUAGUUCAAAACGUUGCCCCAGUCAUGACGGGUGACAAAGAUGAAUGUUUCAAAGCUGCCUGGUUUAAAGUUUCACAAAGUAGCAUUACCAUUUUACAAACUGGUUGCGGUAGUGAGUUCGUGGUUUGCUAUAAACAGACCAAGUUCUCUUGUCCGAGUGGUGCUAUGGAUGAGACUAUGCAUUGCGAAAAAGGAACAUGUUCAGUCAAAGAUGGCAACGUGGAAUUGAUCAAAGUAUACGCACCAAUAACGGGGACUACGGAAUCCUGCUUUGAAUCCGAUUGGUAUGAUAACAAUAAAAACAGUAUCUCCAUUAUUCAGGAGGGUUGUGGCAGUGUGUUUCAAGUGUGUUAUAAACAAAAGAAAGUUGAGUGUUCUUCAACCCAGACGAUAUCAUGUUAUGGAAAAAUCGGACAGAAAAUAGCCUGCCCGAUGAAUGGCCAAGGCCGCAUCUUAGACAUAAAUGUACCUUACAGUUGGUCCCGAAGCGAUAGCAGUAAGCCGUGUGACAAAGCUAUGAUAAGAUUUGACGAGAAAAACAUCUGGAUUAGCGAAGGCUGUAUGUCAGCUGAUGUCGAAGCUUGUAUUGGAGAAGCUGUGUGUACUCCAGAAUGUGGCUUCAAUGCUAAAUGUGAUGACGGACGAUGUAGAUGUCCAGAGGGAAUGAGUGGAAAUCCAAUAAAAGAAUGUUACGUAAACGAUCCUACAAAACAAUGUCCAUAUUCUGUUACAAUCACUAACAAGCUGUCUUCAAGGAGAAAUGGCGGGGCAUUCGCUCAUUCCGUGGCAAUGGAAAUAUAUGGAUAUACCAUUGAACUUUUACAGAAGAAAAGAGUCAAGGUUAAUGACAAGCUAGUUACACUUCCAUACCGCGCCCAAUCCGGGAAAGUUUAUAUUACCAGGAGAGGAAGCCAUGUCAACGUUGUAGCACCGGAGUGUGGUAUCGAAGUGUCUUUCAACGGUCGUAAGAAUGCUGUUGUACAGGUUCCAAAAAAUAAAGCAAACGAUUUAAAUGGAAUAUGUGGAGACUGCACCAACCUACGGAAUGAUGACUACAUCGUGCGGAACAGUGCUGAAAUCAGUAAAUAUCGUGUCUAUGACCCUUCGGAUAGUUUGACGAACGCACAGUGUUUGGUACCAGUUUCACCAUGUCCACCUAGAUUCAAGAAUAUCAUCAACCGUCUAGCUUGUACAAAUUGCGGGGUAAACAUGGAGUAUAGAGAUACAGUUGUUGGCUGCCAGCCUACCUGUGGCGCCCCGCCCCCAGAAGAGACAUGUACACCGCCGUACGAAGGAUGUGUUUGUAAGGCGGGUUAUCUCCUAAGUGGCGACAAGUGUAUAAAGGAAAGCGAGUGUGGCUGUCUUAUGCAUGAUGGUACACACAUUCGAAUUGGCGAUCCCAUAGUUCAAGACUGUUCAGGAACAUAUGAAUGCAUAGACGACAAUGGCAAACCUUUCCUAAAAUAUUCUCCUGGAGGGUCAGCCUGCAUAGCAUCUGCUAAAUGCGUGAAUACCGAUGGUAACUUCAAGUGCCAGUGCCCUGUUGGGUUCAAAGGUGAUGGCGUCAAAUCAUGUGAUGACAUCAAUGAAUGUGAACUGGGCACUGCUGAUUGUUCUAUCGACAACUCGGAGUGUUUCAACACGCCAGGAACUUAUAGGUGUGAGUGUGUGGAUGGAUAUAAAAUGGUUAAUGGCGCAUGCGAAGAUAUCAACGAAUGUUCCCAAGAUGAAAACGCGUGUCCAGAAAAUGCUGAGUGCACUAACGAAACUCCCGGAUUCUCCUGUAAAUGCAAAGACGGAUUCAAAAUGAAAGGUCAAAUAUGUGAAGGCAAGUAA
Molecule: messenger RNA, 2424 nt
Organism: Pecten maximus
Lineage: Eukaryota; Metazoa; Mollusca; Bivalvia; Pectinida; Pectinidae
Product: fibrillin-1-like
Exons: 13
Coding region: 1-2424 (807 amino acids)
Molecular function (GO): calcium ion binding
Source: RefSeq, a predicted model, not a curated record